Molecule: messenger RNA, 3687 nt
Organism: Mesoplodon densirostris (Blainville's beaked whale)
Lineage: Eukaryota; Metazoa; Chordata; Mammalia; Artiodactyla; Ziphiidae
Product: serine/threonine-protein phosphatase 6 regulatory subunit 2-like
Cellular component (GO): cytosol; nucleus
Molecular function (GO): protein phosphatase regulator activity; protein phosphatase binding
Source: RefSeq, a predicted model, not a curated record
UCACCCAGGCCUCCGAGGAGCCGCCGCAAUGCCCGGCCCGCGGGGCAGAUGAAGAGAUUAUAAAUCUACUGAAUGAAAAAAUUUUUCUUAAAGUUGCAUAUACUACAAGAGAAAAUCCCAAAUGUUUUUAUAUUUUGCCUAAAUACAAAAUUUAAACAAGGAGUUUCCACAGAAGUCAGGACCUCUGAGGAGAAAGUGUGCCAGCCCCUGUUCUGGGCUCCUCAUCGGGUAGCUCAGUUCAUCCUCAUAGCAGCUCUAUGCGGAGGGUGCUCCUUGUCCUCAGUUUACAGGGCUCUGUUCAUGGAACUGCAUGAUUACAUGGACAACAUUUCUCUUUGGAAGCUGCCUUCUGUCUGAUGGUUAUACUAACCAGAAAAAAAUGAAGAGGCAGAACUUGAAGUUCCUCUCAUUUGGCUGUUGGAUAAGAGUCUAGAAGAUGCCGCUUCCUAGUAACCUCGGCAGCUGCUUCCCCUGCCUGAACACCUCCUUCAUGACAUGAAGAUUGUUUCGUGGAAUCUCUCCAGUGUCAUAGAAGGACAGCCACUCCUCAACUUGUUCUCGAAGCUUCUCCCCAAAUACACUGCUCUGUGGCUGUCACCAUGUUCUGGAAGUUUGACUUGAACACCACGUCCCACGUCGACAAGCUGCUGGAUAAGGAGGACGUGACGCUGCGAGAGUUAAUGGACGAAGAUGACAUCUUGUAGGAGUGCAAGGCCCAGAACCGGAAGCUGCUGGACUUGUGCAGGCAGCAGAGCAUGGAGGAGCUGGAGGAGCUGGAGGAGCUGGUGAGCCUCGUCACACAGGACCCAGCCCUGGACAUGGAAGAGAAGGUCCACUUCAAGUACCCAAAUACAGCCUGUGAGCUGCUGACGUGUGACGUGCCACAGAUCAACGACCGGCUGGCAGGAGACGAGACUUGGCUCAACCUUCUUUACGACUUCUUGAACCGUGAGCCGCCCCUCAAUCCUCUCCUCGACAGUUUUUUUGCAGUACGCGGGCCUCUCACUGUUGUGGCCUCUCCCGUUGCGGAGCACAGGCUCCGGACGCGCAGGCUCAGUGGCCAUGGCUUACGGGCCGAGCCGCUCCGUGGCAUGUGGGAUCUUCCCGGACCGGGGCACGAACCCAUGUCCCCUGUAUCAGCAGGCAGACUCUCAACCACUGCGCCACCAGGGAAGCCCCUCCUCGCCAGUUUUUUCAGCAAGACCAUUGGCAGUCUCAUUGCAAGAAGAACUGAACAGGUGAUUGUGUUCUUGAGGAAGAAGGACAAGUUCCUCAGCCUGGUAUUGAAGCACAUCGGCACCUCGGCCCUCAUGGACCUGCUGCUGCACCUGGUCAGCUGCGUAGAGCCCACGGGGCUCCGGCAGGAGGUCCUGCACUGGCUUAAUGAAGAGAAGAUCAUCCAGAGACUCGUGGAAUUGAUCCAUGUGAGUCAGGAUGAAGAUAGGCAGUCCAACGCUUCUCAGACGCUCUGCGACAUCGUCAGGCUGGGCAGGGAGCAGGGCAGCCAGCCGCAGGAGCCUCCGGAGCCAGACACCCUCCUCACGGUGCUGGAGUCGCAGGACUGCAUGGAGCAGCUGCUGAAGAACAUGUUUGACGGAGCCCAGACUGAGCUCUGCCUCGUCAGUGGGACCCAGGUGUUACUGACCUUGCUUGAGCCCAGGAGGGCGGGGAUGGAGGGCUUGCUGGACUCCUGCUCCCAGGGACUGGACAGGCUGUGUGCCAUCAGCUCCAGCGUCCUGCGUGGCAUCGAGCCAUGGCUGAAGGACUUCCACCAGCUUCUGCUCAGCCCGCCAAAGAAAACAGCGAUCCUGACCACCAUCAGCAUGCUGGAGGAGCCCCUGGGUAAAGCCAACCCGCAUGGAGCCCGCCUCGUGGCCGCUCUGCUGCACACGGACAUGCCCAGCAUCAACCAGGAGCUCUGCCGGCUCAACACCAUGGGCUUGCUGCUGGACCUGUUUGGUAAGUACUCCUGGAAUAACUUCCUGCACUUCCAAGUGGAGCUGUGCAUGGCCGCCAUCCUGUCCCACGCUGCCCGGGUGGACAGGGCUCUGGCCAGUGGACCUGAGGACGGGGUGGAGCCUCCACCCUCCAUCAGGGACCCAGAGACCCCCCAGCCUGCUGCCAGCCGCCCCGAGAGCACGAUGGUGGCCCACCUGUUCCAGAAGUGUUGCCUGGUCCAGAGGAUCCUGGAGGCCUGGGAAGCCAGUGACCACACACAGGCAGCGGGUGGCAUGAGGCGCGGGAACAUGGGACACCUCACCCUCGCCAACACGGUGGUGCAGAACCUGGAGGGGGGCCCCAUGCAGACCCAGCUCAGCGAGGUCAUCCGAGGGCUCCGGGACUGCCGCGGGCGCUGGGAGAGCUUUGUGGAGGAGACGCUGAUGGAGGCCAACCACAGGAACGCGGUGGACCUGGUUAGCACCCACCAUCUUCACCCCUCAGGUGAGGAAGAGGACGUGGAGGGCGUUUUCCCUAAUGAGCUGUCCCUUCAGCAGGCUUUCUCCGAGUACCAGGUCCAGCAGAUGACAGCCACCUUCGUGGACCAGUUUGGCUUCAGCAACAAGGAGUUUGCUGAGCAGGACAACAGCGUCAACGCCCCAUUUGACAGGAUCGUGGAGAUCAACUUCAGCGUCGACAGCCCCGGUGCCGCUCUGUUGGAGGCCUGUUUCAGUGACCACAUCCAGCCCUUGGACAAGGACGACGACCUCUGGGAGGACGAGGAGGCACACCGUGUGGCCCAAGUGACCAGAGCCAGGUUUGGGGGCCCUCAUGCUUCAGAGAGCUUCCGGAAGGACGACCCGGAGCGCCGAGGCCAGGGUGGGGAGGAGAGCUCGAGAGCAGACGGGGACACGGCUUGGGCGGGUGCCCCUUGGGCUGCCGCCCAGAAGGAAGGUCCUCGUGUUGAGGGUGGCUCAGAAGCAGGUGCCCCGUGGACGGUGUUUGAUGAGCCGGAGAAUUCCAUGGCCUCGGUCCCAGCACCGGCAGUGGCGAUGGGCGUGGGUUCCAGUGUGUGGGUGGCCAGCUCCCCCAGUGCCUUGGCUCCAGAGGAGAAAGGCUGGGCCAAGUUCGCUGGCUUCCAGCCUUUCUGCUGCUCUGAGUCGGGGCCCAGGUGCAGCUCCCCGGUGGACAGAGGUCAUGGUGAUGCCCAGGGUGGCCUGAACCAGGGCCCAGAGAGAACCCUUGGCCCGGCCACUCCGGGUGCCUGGAACGCAUGUGUUACCAGGAAGGCGCCCCUGGUGGCCUCCAAGAGCUGUGAGGACAAGCAGAUGGCGGCUGUUGCCUCGGAGGCUGUUAGUAUGGGUCCCGGUCAGGAGGCCGCCCCCCCUCCCAUGUCAGUCCCCAGGUAGUGGACUGAGUGCGCCACCAGCACGCCUCCAGAUCUGGCCUCCCUUGAGCCUGUGGAAGUGACCUCUGCCCCGGUCGUGGCCGUCCUUCCCGAGGCUGCCAUGGCAGCCACCACAGUACCAAGCAACACGGGUCCCUCCCUGGCCACCCUGGCAGUCUCUCCUGUGCUGGCCGUGGCCGUCACCACUGCAGCCCCAGCUGGCCCAGCUGUCUCCACGGCAGCUGCCCUAGGGACGGUGACAAAGGACAGGCAGACUGACGGGCCGCCGCCUGCAGGAGCUGUGCCGUAAAUGGCCUUAUGUGAUGCUGCUGCUGCCACCCAGCUUUGGCGCCCCAGCCAAG